This is a messenger RNA of Marmota monax (woodchuck), 24961 nucleotides long. It is a transcript of the gene Hus1b, whose product is annotated as HUS1 checkpoint clamp component B. The transcript has a single exon. Gene Ontology annotation, biological process: telomere maintenance; mitotic DNA replication checkpoint signaling; meiotic DNA integrity checkpoint signaling. The coding region runs from base 18019 to 18858 and encodes 279 amino acids. The record is from RefSeq and is a predicted model, not a curated record. NCBI's taxonomy places the organism in Eukaryota, Metazoa, Chordata, Mammalia, Rodentia, Sciuridae. Gene Ontology annotation, cellular component: site of double-strand break; checkpoint clamp complex; nucleolus.
UAUAAAAAAAGUCACCUUUUGUCUUUCUUUAGUGAAAUGCUUUAAUAAUGGUAAUUUUCUCUUUUGACCUGUGAUGGAUAGGAGGUUAAUUGAUGUUAAAUGGAUGCUUUGUUAAUCCUUCAUCAGCUACUAAAUUGGUACAGGGGAACAGGUCAAGACUACACAAGGCCAUGACCAGCUUGUUUUCUCAGAGGUUUAUGGUUCCACCCCUCCCCCGCUCCUUCAAACCACACACCAUUCCAGCAGUACAUAGAGGAGACUCUCCUUUGUCCCCCUCCCCCUCCUCUUCCUCCCAUCCCCUUAUCCCUUCCUCCCUCCCUUUCUACCUUUCUGCUUCUGCCGAGUGACAGCUUGUAGAUGUUGCGUGCGAGGCAGUUCAGCUGGCGCUGUGUGGUCUGAGUGUGUGGUCUCCAUCUCAGCCGAGAGGUUGCUAACAGGGUGGAUGAGAGAGAGCAAUACUGUUUACUUUAAUUUAUUUCGGAUGCCGGAAUUGUGCCCAGGGUUUCUUCUAAGCUUGAUUCCACAGCUAGCAGCUUCAAUCCCUCACAGCUGUGGUGCAGUCUGAACUCUAGGCUGGCCUCUCCCGACAGGCACUUUCCAUAGCAUCUGCCUGUUUAAUCCCUUGUGGUUCAGAAAUGUUAAUGGCACUGCUGAGUGCUGUGAUUAUUUUGCUUUCACUAUGUCAAGAUAUAUGGCCUUGCAGAAAUUUCUUUUGAGAUAGAACUAGAGAAAUAAAGCAGAAAUUGUAAGAUAAGUGACAAAGUUUUGAUGUAUUUUUAGAAAUUGUGAAAGCUAUUAUACAGAAUUUGGAUCAAAUUAAUCCAACUGUGCUCAUGUAAAAGAAUCUUGGAAUUAGGUGACAUCUGUCAUUUUGAACAAUUUAAAUGAAAUUAACCAAUUUAAGCUGACAGCUGAUUUCUUGACCUUUUUGGAAAAUCCACAUUGAUUUUGGCAUGCCCGUUUACUGUAGUUAUUAUAUUUGUCAGCAGUGAUAUUGGUUUACUUCAUCAUAAAGAUUUGGCAAGUUGAGACAAAUGAACUUUGUUUUUAUGUCAUAAUAUAAAUUUAGGACAGAAUCUUUUUUUUAAAAAAAUUCUUUCAUUAUGAAUAGCUUAGUAAUAUUUUCAUGAUUUUCUUCCUUUCUCAUUCCUGAACAUUUUCGUUGAGAUUGUCAAAUAUUUUGUUAUUUGAAUAAACAUCGUUAGACUUUUAAUAUCAGUUGGGAUUUGCCACUGUUUAGCUUCUUCACUUCUUUUUCUUCCAGGGUAGUCUUGCUGGAGUUGUGUUAUUGAUGCCUUGUCCAGAGAGUGCUAGAAAAUCUGGGCUACUAACAUCUUGAUCUUCCAAAGGAGUCAAUAUAUAUAUAACUAGUACUUCUGCUGCUUUUAUUGUUUUGUUUUGUUAUCUUUAGUCCUAAAUUUCAAACAUGAACUCAGUUCCAUCUAGGAGAGGGUAAAGCCUUCUCUGUCUUUGCCUUUCUUAGUAUUGGCCGAGAUUUUCCUUUGUUUUAUCUGACUUGGAAUUUAGUAGUGUUGAAUACUUUUUUUUUUUAAUGCUAUCAUCUCAUAUUUCUUUUUUUUUUUUAAAUUGAGGGGGUUGUAUCUUUGGUGGUAACAAUGUUAAUCUAAUGCUCACAAGAAUUUUGAAACACUGUAUAUCCACAAAAUUAUGCAGCUAUCAUCUCUGUCUUAAUUUCAGGACAUUUCAUUACUCCCACAGAAAACCCUGAACUCAUUAUCGAUCCUUUUAUAUUCAUCCUCCCUCCAGACAACCCUGAUCUACUUUUUGUGUCUAUGAUUUUAUUUAUUCUGAACUUUCAUUUAAGUGGAAUUAUAAAAUAUGUGCCUUUUAUGUCAGUUAUGGCAAAAUGAAGUCAUUACCCUAUGAUAUUUACCUAAGAAGUAAAGAUUCUCUUUCUAUAAACAGAAAAUAUUGAUAAAUGAUGGUUAUAGUUAAAUAAUCAUAAAUAGAAAUGAUUUAUUGUAUUUGCAUUUUGUAUUGUAUUUGUAUUUAUUGUACUUGUAUUUUGGAAACUUGGAAGUGUGAAAUGUUCUAGGCUUUGAUAGAAGUGAUAGAAAUGACAUGCACUUUAGGGGUAGCAUAGUUGGUACCUGUUCCUAGCCUUUUCUGAGUUGACCAAUGUCAGUGCUAAUUGGUUGCAUAAAAUGUGAUGUAGAACUAAACUAAUAAAAUCUGAUUGAGCUGAAUCCCUCUAUUUCUACCUUACCCAUUAUUGGGUUGAAUUCUCCAGGAAUGAAGAAUAAGCCUGAAAAGGAUCAGGCUUUUGCUUAUUGGGAACUUAACUGUUUUCCAGGGCAACUGAUUCUCAUGGAAAUGUAGAGAAACUGUAGAACCACAGCAGAUGGACAGCAUUGUAAAUGAUAACAUUUUCAAGUACAUUUCUGUUGAAGACAAAUUUAUCUUCGAAUAAAAAAAAUAAAAACACCCUCUGAACAUUUUAUUAUUUAAAACUGAAAAUCAAGAAUCUUUUUAUAUGUUCUUACCACUGACUUUUCCUCUUUUAUAUAUGGAUGUUUUAAAUUUAAAAAGCAAACUAAACAGUUUUGGCUUAGUUCUUAUAGGGAUAAAGAAUGGUUAAAAAUAAAUCUAUAGAAAGAUUUAUGAAGGGGUAAAAUUAAUUGUAGUUUAAACAUUUAAAAUUUUUCCAUGUUACAAGAAAUACAUAUUGCCUCAAAGAUCUACAACUAUCAAUUAGAAUUUCUGAUUUUUAGGUAAUUUUGUACAGAAGUAUUAAUAGAUUAUUAAUCUUUUCACCUUUUGGACCUUACCAUUAAAGAUCACAUUUGAGCUUGAACCAUUUUCACCCAAAGAUGGUACAUAGAAAAGGGAUUAUUCUGUUCAGAUCUUUGUGGUUAAUUUGGAUUCAUCUAAUUCUUUUCUGUGGCAUGUUCUGUAUUGAGAAUCAAGAGAAGCUGUCAUGGUAUAUUUUAGAAUGUAAUUAGGGUAUUCCCAGUUUCUGUGAUAGUUUUGAUGAUAACUAUUACGGCACAGAUUUAUUGGUUUAAGAAACUGUAUGGGACAUAGUACAGAAUCAAGGAAUAACAUCUGUCCUGAAGGAGAAGAAAUCUAGCUGACAUCCCUUUGAAAGGCCAUAUCUCAUGUUUUCUCAUAGCUGGGCUUUCACAUGGCCUUUGAGGUUUGUAGUUUUGUUAUUGAGGAAUCUAAAGAAGAGUCAAACUAGAGAGUUGAUGUGUUCUGAGAUCUGUGUAGCUCAACCACUAAUUUACUGAGUGUCUGGCCCUGUGCUAGAUGUUAGAGAAGCACACAUAGGAUGAGAGUCCUAGACAUACCCACUGAGGAUGACUUUGUCAAGGAGCUUGACACAGUAAUUCUUUUUGUCACCCACCCACCUGUUUCUUUAAUGUAGGGGAUAUUGUAGUUGUUAUAAUCCCUUUCUUAGAUAAUUAACUUGUAGGAGAAAGGAACAAGUCCAAAAACAAAUAAGCAAGCAAACAAAAAACCAUUAUGAGGCAGAACUGCCAAGAGGAGUCAUCAUGUGGUCAGUGUUCCUAAGGAAGCUGUCUAUUCACUGCCUUAUACCCCCUUCCAGAAGGGCUGCUCCACAUGGUGCUCUGGGAUUAGAAUUUUCUGUGCAGUAUAUAACCUAUCUACAUUUCUAAAAAUUAUAUUCAUUUCUAAAAAUACUAAAAUUUCUAAAAAUUACAUCCGUGCUGUUGACUCAGGGAAAACAGUACUUUUAGAAAUUUAUCUAAACACAUUUUUUCCCUGAUGCCUCUACCCUUUUACAGUCUUAUUGUCUCAAUGUUAGCCCCUUCUUAAUGUUACACAUCCUUCUCAUCCUUUCUCUGUAUUCAUCAGGCAUAUAUAUUUGUAUAAUUUUUUUUUUUUAAAUAGCAUUGGUUGUAUCCUGCUUCUAACACAUCAACUAAUUUUUUUGAGACUAUGGAAAAAAUGAACUUGGGCUGACUACAGAGUCCUUUGUAGACAUACAAAACAAAAUAUUUGUGGAAGAAAUGUGUUUGGAGUUUGCUUUAAAGUACCUUUUCAAAAAUAUGAAAAGGACUUGACGAGAUGGGGUGGUUGAAAUAGACGUAAUGCUAAAAGCUGGUUGAUGUAAACAUGGAAGUUCACUAUGCUAAUCUUUCUUGUUGUUAAGUUUAUGAUUUCCAUAAUAGAAAGUUAAAAAAAAAAAUCACUGGGAAAAUCAGAUCAGAAUAGAACUAGAGCCUGACUUUGAAUUGCAACUCUACUACUUAUUAACUGUGAAUUUGUUUACUUGUUUUUGUUUUGUUUUAUUUUUGAGAUGGCGUCUUGCUGAGUUGUCUAAGCUGGCCCCGAACUCCUGGGCUCAAGACAUCUUGCUGCCUAGCCUCCUCAGUAGCUAAGCUAGAGGUGCAUGCCAUUACAUCUCACUACCAGUUUCUUUCUUUCUUUCUUUCUUUUUUUCCCUUUUAGUUGUAAAUAGACAUAAUAACUAUUGAUUUAUUUUUUUAUGUGUUGCUGAGGAUCAAACCUAGUGCUGCACGCGUGCUAGGCAAGCGCUCUACCACUGAGCCACAACCCCAGCCCCACGCUGUUUCCAAGCUGUGUCCAAGCUGUUUAAGUGAUUAAUAAAAUCACUUACCAUUUUAGAAUAUUUCCUUCCAGAAGCUUCUACCUAUUUCUUUGUGUCUCUAUUGCCUUUCUCUCUCCUCUCCCCUCCCUCCCUCCUCUCUCUCUCUCUCUCUCUCUCUCCCUAUAUUAUCCAACUGUCAACAUUUGUGUCUUUUUUUCCCCCUAAGUUGUUAUAAGUAUUUUUUGGUCUUGCAUAUGUUUUUAAUAACAUUUCACUUACUGCAUUAGUAUUUCCUUGAUUGGACCUUCACAUUUUACCUACUUCAUUUUCUAGUUGUUUUGGAUGCCUCUCACCACUUGUUAUAGAAAAUUUCUAUAUCUGUUGGGAUUCUUCAUGCCUGAUAAUCACCAGGCUUGGGUUAUUUGAAUCAUUGUUCACCUUUCAGGAAUAUGUGUCUUUGAAACAUAUUGGCAAAUUCUUAUUUUUCAGUGUUAGAAUGAUUUGUAACAUAGAAACGCUACAUAGAUUCAGCAGACAGACAUGAUUGUCUUAAAUAUCUUGUGUUAAUAGACAAUAUGGAAUCUCAGUUUUUGUGUGUUUCUCUGAUAUUGAUUUCUUUCACGUUUGCUUAUUCCUUGCCUCUCCUUGAUUGUGAAUUGUCUACCCUGCCUUCUCUGUUUCUUUUCUUUUAGGGCCUUAUAUUUUUAUUGAACUUUGUGAGGUGUCUAUGUCUACUCAUAUUUUGUGAUAUUGAAUAUUUUCUCAAACUUCCUUUUUGCUUUUCAAUUUUGGUUGUCUCUCUUUAAGUAACCUAAAGAAGAUGUGCUUCUCUGUCCUCCUACUCUGAAAGCUGUAAUAUACAUUUACUUUAUGUUUGUCUAGGUCUUUUGGUUUAAUUAAAAUUAUAUUUGACUUUCAAAUAACUAGAAAUUCUUUAAUUCUAUGGAUUUUUGGAGUAAUUUGUGUUAGUCAGCUUUUCAUUGCUGUGACAAAGUACAUGAGGAGAAAAACAAAACAAGAAAAGAUUUAUUUUGGUCCAUAGUUUCAGAGAUUUUAGUCUAUGGUUACAUGGCCCCAUUGUUGAAGGCUUGUGGUGAGGUAGAACAUCAUGGUGAGGAGGAUGUGGUAGAGCAAAACUGCUCACUUUCUAGCAGUCAGGAAGCAGAGCUGGGGGUGGUGGGGAAGGAAGAUGAAAGUGCUGGGAACAAAAUAAACUCUUCAAAGGCAUACCCCCAGGAGUUUCUUUCCUCUAACUCCAAAAGUUUCCAUCACUUCCCAGUAGCACCACCAGCUGGGAACCAAGCCUUCAACACACUGUCUUUUGGGGGGCAUUCCAGAUCCAAACUAUAUCAGCAAGCAAGAAAAUUAUGCUUUUGACUAUAACUGAAACAUUUUGGGGAUUGAGGUUAAUAUACAGAAAAUAAGAUGCUAAGAAAAUAAAGCAUUUGUUUGUUUGGAAUGAAGUUAUACUUAAUUUUGGCUAUACUGUGUCUAAUAGUAAAAAAAAAAAAAGUGUUUCGAAUUUUCCCAUCAUAUGAUGAAAUGCCUUACUGUAGCUUUAAGGUACUUUGCCCAUUUGAUGCAGAGCCCAUAUACCAGAUUCUUUGGAGAUAAUGGUGAUUUCUUAUGGUUGCUAUGUUGGUUCCAGCCUCUUCUGCCCUGCUUCUUAAUCAGGGUAUGUGGCAAGAGUUCCAUGUUUAUUCUUGGCCUAAAAUAUUUUUUGUUUUAAGCCAGAUUAAAACCAUCUUGCUAUAUAGCCGUUCUUAUCCAGCCUUCCAGAAUGAAAGUACAUUUAAUGAUUUAUCUAGUUCCUGAGUGUACUUAUAGUUAGCUUUUGAUACAUGACUAAUACUAGUACUGUAUGAUCUCAGUAUACCUCUGAAGUUAGUUGUUAUUCCUAUUUUCAGAUGAGAAAAUUGAUAAGAGAUUAAAGGGCCCUGAUUAUGUUGUAUAGAUAGGAUUUGAAUUUAUGUCUUCUGACUCCAAAGUAAAUGUUUCUUGCAUCUCUUCAGAACUGAAUAAGUUGGUUUGUGUGGCCAAAGUGGGGUGUUGGUGAUACAAGUGUUCUUUACCUCAUGUAAGCCAUCUGAUUUUGCAGUGAUUAAAAAACUUGGUAGUGUUCUUAAUGCCAGUUAGUAUCUCUCACUUAUGCUUUAUGGUCCCACUGAAGAGCUGAUCAGGGAGGUGGUAACUACACUUCUGAAAAACUUCCUUUGUGGUGCCCUACUUCCUUUUUUUUUUUCUCUCCAGUCCUAGGAAUUGAACUCAAGCUUCAAGCAUGCCAGUGCCAGGCAAAUACUUUACACAUGAAGGACAACAUGAAGAGAGGGUGUGUGUGUGUGUGUGUGUAAGUGUGUGUGUGUUUGUGUUUAUAAGCUCACCUGCUGAAGCCAAAUUGCCAGGUGGGAAUCCUGCUCUGCCAGAAUUAGUAAUGGAAUAAUAGGCAAAGUAUUUAAUGUGCCAUUCUCAUAGAGGAAUUGUGAGGAUUAAAAGUUAUCACAUGGGGCCCGGCGCCAUGGUACAUGCUUGUAAUCCCAGAGGUUUAAGAGGCUGAGACAGGAGGAUUACAAUUUCAAAGCCAGCCUCAGCAAAAAGUGAGACACUAAACAACUCAGUGAGACCCGGUCUCUAAAUAAAAUAUAAAAAAUAGGACUGGGGAUGUGACUCAGCGGUUGAUUGCCCCUGAGUUCAAUCCCUGGUACCCCCCAAAAAAGAUAUCACAUGGUGAGACCAUAGAAACAUGUAUGGAUAUAAUAAUGAUUCAAUAAGUAAUAUUGCUUUUAUUAUUGAUUGGUGUCGAAGAUUGGUUAUCUGUUGAUUAAUGGCCACUUGUAUCCUUCACUUAAUAUUUGUAUUGUUUCUUUUUAUCAAUUGAAAAUAACAUUUUUCUGUUUCUUUGGCUUGGUGCUGGGGAUUGAACCCAGGGCCUUGCAUAUGGUAAGUGCUCAACCACUGAACUAUACCUACAGUCAGAAAAAUGUUGUAAAUAAAGGCAUGAGCCCUGUUUAUUCCUAAAUGCAUACCUCAAAUUGUAACUCUGCAGUACACAUGAAAACUUUAGCCUACUGAAUAAGGAAUUAAGAUAACCAAAAAGUGUAGUGUGAGGAUUUGGAGAAUCACCAUGAAAACAUGUGCAGAGUCCCAAAUUUCAGAAGUAAUGGGUAAUGUGAUGCUAGGUUUUCUUCUUGUACUCUGGAAAAAUGAGGGGUCAGGUAUGCUGGAUCUUCCUAUCUGUGUUCUGUCAUUAAUCUGCCUUGGAUAAAUGACUAUUUUGGCUUAAACUAGGAUGUAUUGAUCAGGUUAUAGCUCUCACAGCCUAGUCAUUUUACAUUCUUGUGAGAAAACUCUUGGCUAUGAGCCCCUGUAAAUAUCAAAAAGAAGUUAACAUACAUCUAAUCUAUAAUAGGGUGAUAGGAAGAAGGGAGGGGCCAAAAGCAAUACCAAAACACAGCUUGCAAACACUUCCUAUAACUCUGCAUACUGCAUCUAGGACACAUGGCUGUGAGGUGUUAUUUCCAAAGCGGUGGGGAAGUCCUGUCCAUUUGACCUUGCUGGUUGUAGCUCACGUGGCCUUUCUUUUAAUCUGACACUCUCCACAGCCAACAGUUUUCCUUGGCAGACUGUCCACAUUACUGGCAUCCAUAAAUUCUCCAUUCCACCUUUGGCUUCAUCUUCACAUAUUCAUGCAUCACCCUCCCAGGGGCAGCCUGAAGAAACUCUAAUGCUGCUACACUUUGCCUGGCCUCCUAGGCUGCUUUCCUUUGAAAUCUUAUUGGAAGUCUUCAUGACCCCUUAAUUUGAGCAUCCUACAUUCCUGCAAAACAAGCACCACCUGGAUAAUGCCAAGGUCUGCUGCCAGCUUGCCAGUAUCUGGGUCCCCUGGAAUCAUAGCUGCAAGUGGCCUCAGAGUGCCUAUGUUGCUCAGCAUGGUGGAACAACUUCUUAGGCUUCCUUGUGCUAACAGGACACCUUGUAAUCUCUUCUCUAAGGAAUUUUCUCUUCUGUACCCUGAAGCCUGCAGUGGGUGUGGUCUUGUAAAUACCUGAGAAGCCCUCCAUUCUCUCUGUGCAAAAUACUUAGCAUCUUUUUAGGGAUUGUUAUCUCUUCAACAAGCACACCUUCCUUGGCCUCAGCUUUACAUGCACUUUUCUGGCCAAACUGCAAGUUUAAAAAAUAUUUUAGCUCUGCUUUUUUGCUUCCAAUUCUCACAGUAAUCCUGGUUAAAAGCUUAAGCAAUAUCCACUCCACUGAUGGAAAGCUGUGCUAUCUUGGUAUAUCUUCUGCCAGAUUAAUUAGUGUCUUACUUUUAGAUUCACCCACACACAAAAUCUGAGGACACAGGCAAAAUGUGGCCAGAUUAUUUGCCAGAAUGCAACAUGUGUGGUCUCAUUUCCCUCAGAAGCCUCAUAAACACAGUCUAUUCCUAUUGGUAUUCUGGUGUUCACCCAUAAUCUGUGCUCAUUAUUCUAAAGCUUCUAACCUACAUUUCCAAACCUUUCAAAAUUCCUCCUGCUAACCAGUUCAGAAAAAUGACCCCAUUCUCAGUACCAGUUUAUAAUUAGAGUUUUUAUCACAGUAACCAUAAUACCCAACAAGAACAGUUUAAAUGCGGAAGUUUAUUUGGGGCUCACAGUUUUGGAGAUCUCAGACCAUAGAGGUCCUACUCCAUUGCUCUGAAUUCAAGGUGAGGCAGCAUAUUAUGGAGAAUGCGCCCACCAGAGGAAAGCUGCUCAGCUCAUGGUGGGAUCAGAAAGCAGAGGGCAGGGAAGGAGCCAUGGGGAAGAUGUACCUUUCCAGGGCAUGCCCUUAGUGACUCACCUUCUCCAGCCAUAUUCCACCUGCCUAUAGUUACCUCAGUCCAUUUAAACUAGGAUUAGGAUACAUUAUCUCUCUCACAAUCCAUUCAUUUCACAUUCUUCCGUUGAUACAGAAACUUCCAAAGAAACAAUGCUAUUACUGUGACCAGAUCCCCCCCUAGAAUAAUUAAGGAAUUAAGAAUUUCUAAAUAUAUUUAGCUUUUUUCCUGCUUCUUUCCCACAUUCAACCUUGAGACUUUCUUUAUUUCGUGGAAUUGACUUUCAGACCCAGGAAUGGCUGAACAUUGAAGUCCAUUUUAAAUGUUGCUCUCAUUUUCUAAAUAUGGAUUUUGGAUUAAGGAAGUUAUAGGAAGUUACUCUUACCAGCUCUUAAUACUCUUUGGUCAUUUUUUGACAUCACACCUCCCUGUUUGGAGUUGUAGAGGGCUAAUGCAGAUAUUGGAGUGAAAGGGCAUCACAGCCAGAGGCUGGCCCUCAGAGUCUGCUUGUUCUUAUUUUAGACAGGGAAAAAAAUGGUCAGAUUUUAUAGAUUAGAGUCUGGUUGUGCAGGAUCUCCAAGAGUUAAAUUUGGGGAUACAGGAAAGACAGACUGAGUCUCAAAAGAGAAGCACCCAAGAACCAUUGGAAUGCAGGAAACAUCCAUGAGUAAUUGAAAUGCAAAACAAGCAUUCAUGAGCAAUAUGAAUAGCUAUGCCCUUGGCCUGAUCAUUUAACCUGUGCCCUUGCCUGCAAAAAGUAACAUGAAGGUGAUAAGCAAGUGCAGCAAAAACUGGCAGGAAAUUGUAUAACUCCUCCCUGGCUCACCCUCUAGCCCAGCUCCGAGCAAAUGUCCCUUUAUAAAUAUUAAUAACCCACACCAAGGGGUUGCUUUCUUUCCCUCUGGAGAUGGCCUUCGUUCUCCCUUGAAUGUGUAUUCCUUGCUUUACUCCCAAACCUUCUCACUCAAGAUGGCUGGCAUUCUCAGUUAAGUCUGUAUUUCUUCAUGUAUUCUGAUAAAUGUCUCUCCCUUGAGAUAAUCCACAUUCUCCUUUGAAUGUUUAUUUGCUUUCUUAAAUAAAUCAGUGGCUUUGACUGGUGUGUGCUGAACUUCUUUUCUUUUUUUUUGUCAUGUAUGCCUAUGACCCUACUUGUUCUGGGUUGAGGCCCCCCUCUUUGGGAAGUCCUUCCGUGACAUUCCUAUGACCAAGGUAAACAAAUAAUUAAGGAUGAUCAUCGUGGUGAGGCUGUGAGUUUAAGAGGGAGUGGAGUCUUUCUGGGCAUAUACUGAAAUCUGGGCCCUGCUCUUUACUCUUGCCAAUGGUAGUGUAGUCGCCCCAGAAGAGAUAGUCUUAUCCUAAACACCUAGAUUUCUGGGCACAUUGUAAUCACUGGAGCACUGAUUCAUAACUAAAGGUGACUCCUGUUCCUUCAGAAUGAGGUCAUUUGGAAUUGUCUGGAGAUAGUUUUCAUCAUCACAUUUGGAGGGGAGCUGCUAGCACUUGGUGAGUUGAGGGUAGGUAUGUUGUUUAGCAUUUUGCAAUGCACAGGAGGAUAGUAUCCAUCACAAAGAGUGGUCUGAUCCAAACUCUGUGUUUUGGGCAGCUUUUUCUCCAUUGUGACCAAAAGACCUGCGAAGAACAAUUUUAGUAAGAAAAGUUUAUUUGGCACUUAGUUUCAGAGUUCUUAGUCUAUAGAUGGCUGAUUUCCUUGCUCUGGGCCUGAGUUGAGGCAGAGGGUAUGAUGAAGGAAAGCAACUCAGGACAUGACAAUCAGGAGAAAGAGAGCUCUUCUCACCGAGGAUAAAAUAUAUACCCCAAAGGCACACCCCCAGUGACCCACCUCCUCUAGCCACAUCCUACCUGCCUAUAGGUACUGCUCAGUUAAUGUCUCUUCGUGGAUGAAUGCACUGAUUAAGUUAAGCUCUCAUAACUAUGAUUUCACCUGUAAAUUUUCUUGCAUUGUCUCACAUGAACUUUUGGAAGACAACUAAUAUCUAAACUAUAACACUGUGACUAGCGCAACAGUGGAGAACCCCAACCUUGGAGGAGGUUAACAAGAAGUUUGGGAUUCUUCCUGACUUCAGCGAGGCUUAGAUGAAGCUAGGAGCUUCUGGGCACCUCAUGAUUCCUCCAUAUGAUUCCUGUUUUGUAGGAAUGCUCAAGAACUGAAUUGAACAAGAUAAAACAGGAGGGUUAAUGAAAACAGUGAUCAUCUAGAAGCAGUGCAGCAGUUUAGAAGCAACAAAUAAGAAGGAAAAGACAAUAGAUGUACACGAGGCUGGCACCCUGACCUAAUAAGAAUCUGACAUCAAGUCAGAUAUUAGUCUGAUGUCAAGUGACUAUAAAAAGCAUGUCCAUAAAACUCUGUAGUCUGAAGCAAUAACCCAGAAACAUACUCAGAACAGUCAUCAGUGAUCAUGAUAAUUGCCAUGAGUGAAUUUUUUAAAGAUAAAUUUUGUUCCAUAUACUACUAGGAAGGCAAAUAUACAUUAGAAAGGUCCCUGCCUCUACAAAACAUUACAAGGCAUACUAAAAGACUAAAAACACAGUUUGAAGAAAUAGAUCUAGGAUUAGAACCACACGUAAAUGUAGCAGGGAUGUGAGAAUUAGUAAUGUAGGAAUUUCAAACCACUCUGAUUAUGUGGAAAAAUAUAAUGGGAAAAAUACAAAGGGCUCUAAUGGAAAAAUUCAGAUAACAGAUAAGUAAUAUAAGUAGAUGAGUGAAAACUUUAAGAAAAGAAUAAAUAUAGUAGAAAUAAAAUCACAGAAAUGAAGAAUGCCUUUGAUGGUCAUUAAAUUUGAAGGAGAAAUAAAGACUUCCCCUAAUGGGGGGGGUGGAAAGUUAAAAUGAUAAAAGUUUAGAGGAAAAGGAAAUGAUAUAGGUCAGAAACUUGUUCCACAUAAAGAGUAGUAGAGAAGGAAUAAGAGACAGGACUUCUUGAUUCUUUCCCUUGAGGUACUGGCACUAUGCCCACUACCCAGAACCCCAUCAACAAUGCUAAAUAAUAAAGACACAGAGUAUAAUGCAUUUUGACUAUAAAAAAAAUAAAUUAGAACUUUUUUUUUUUUUUGACACACACUCAGCAGUGGGAUACCAUAGUGGGCAUAGUGAGUUCUGUGGCUUAUUCAAGGAAGAAAUCUAUCCCAAAGACUGGGCAAAAUUGUAAAUUAGCAAUGAAAAUAUGAUGAAUGCUAUCUUCUCCUCUGCUUUAAGAUGUUAGUAGUGUAUCUUGUUGUGUCUUAUGUAAGAAGAUAUCUUGUAGUAUUGUGAUGCCAGUUUUCAAAUUAUUUUGAGAAUAAUCCUUCAAAAUUAUAAAGGAAUUAUUUCAAUUAUAAACAUUAUAAAUUCUUUAAAACCCCCAAAUUAUUGUAUUUUCACACUAAAAAAUGAGAAGACUACUAAAAAAUGAGAAGGUUUAAUUUACCUUAUUGAUAAAUAUUAAUUUCUAAAUCCCACAUAAACAAGAAGUCCUUUGGGGUUUCCUUCCUUUCUUUUUGAAAAUUUUUUGUUUUUAAACCAAAAAGCACAGCACAUGGCAGAGCAAAUGGCUUAUAAAUGGCCCAAGAAACAAAAAAGAGGAAGAUACUAGGGUCUCACAAUCCCCCUUUGAGGUUACGUCCUCAGUGCCCUAAGGUUCUCUCAUUGGACUGCAUCUUUUAAAGGUCCACAGCACCUCCUAGUAGCACCACUCUGAGGACCUAGCCUUUAUCACAUGGGAGUUUGGGGGACAUUUAACAUUCAAACUGUAGAAGAUGCUAGCCUGAACAUAAAAAUUGAAGACUUUGGUAUCAAUAGUCUGUUUACUUAUGCAAAAAAGCUUUUAUUUAUUUUUAUUGAUUCUUUUUUUUUUAAAUACGCGAUGACAGUGGAAUGCAUUACAAUCCUUAUUACACAUAUAGAGCACAAUUUUUCAUAUCUCUGUAUAUAAAGUAUGUUCACGUUAAUUUAUGCCAUUAUACGUGUACUUUUUUUUUGCAUUACAAUUCUUAAAACACAUAUAUACCACAAUUUUUCAUAUCUCUGUUUGUAUAUAAGGUAUAUUGACACCCAAUUCAAGUCUUCAUACAUGUACUUUGUAUAAUGAUGACUGUCACAUUCCACCAUCCUUGCUAAUCCCCUUCCCCCUCCCUUUCCCUCCUACCCCUCUUCCCUGUCUAGAAUUAAUCUAAUCCUCCCAUGCUCUCCCUUCCUACCCCACUAUGAGUCAGAGAAAACAUUGGCAUUUGUUUUUUUGGGAUUGGCUGACUUCACUUAGCAUUAUCUUCUCCAGCGCCAUCCAUUUACCUGCAAAUGUCAUGAUUUUGUUCUUUUUUAAUGCUGAGUAAUAUUCCAUUGUGUAUAAAUGCACGUUUUUUUUUUUUUUUUAUCCAUUCACCCACUGAAGGACAUCUUGGUUGGCUCCACAGUUUAGCUAUUGUGAGUUAUGCUGCUAUAAACAUUGAUGUGGCUGUGUCCCUGUAGUAUGCUGUUUUUAAGUCCUUUGGGUAUAGUCCGAGAAGAGGAAUAGCUUGGUCGAAUGAUGGUUCCAUUCCCAGAUUUCCAAGGAAUCUCCAUACUGCUUUCCAAAUUGGCUGUAUCAAUUUGCAGUCCCACCAGAAAUGUAUGAAGUGUCCUUUUCCCCCACAUCCUCGGCAGCACUUUUUGUUUGUCUUCAUAAGAGCUGCCAUUCUGACUGGAGUGAGAUGAUAUCUUAGAGUAAUUUUGAUUAGCAUUUCUCUGAUUGCUAGAGAUGAUGAGCAUUUUUUCAUAUAUUUGUUGAUUGAUUGACUAUCCUCUUCUGAGAACUGUCUGUUCAGGUCCUUGGCCCAUUUAUUGAUUGGGUUAGUUGUUUUUUUGGUGCUUAGCUUCUUGAGUUCUUUAUAUAUCCUAGAGAUUAGUGCUCUAUCUGAUGUGUGAGAAGUACAAAUUUGCUCCCAGAAUAUAGGCUCUCUGUUCACCUCACAGAUUGUUUCUUUUGCUGAGAAAAAAAAUCUUUUUAGUUUGAAUCCAUCCCAUUUAUUGAUUCUUGUUUUUAAUUCUUGUGCUAUAGGGGUCUUAUUAAGGAAGUCGGGGCCUAAUCCCACAUGAUGAAGAUUAGGGCCUACUUUUUCUUCUAUUAGACACAGAGUCUCUGGUUCAAUUCCUAGGUCCAUGAUCCAUUUUGAGUUAAGUUUUGUGCAUGGUGAGAGAUAGGAGUUCAAUUUCAUUUUGUUGCAUAUGGAUUUCUAAUUUUCUCAGCACCAUUUGUUGAAGAUGCUAUCUUUUCUCCAGUGCAUGUUUUUGGCACUUUUGUCUAAUAUAAGAUAAUUGUAAUUUUGUGGGUUAGUCUUUGUGUUCUCUGUUCUGUACCAUUGGUCUACUGGCCUGUUUUGGUGCCAAUGCCAUGCUGUAUUUGUUACUAUUGCUCUGUAGUAUAGUUUAAGGUCUGGCAUAGCGAAACUACCUGCUUCGCUCUUCCUGCUUAGAAUUGCUUUAGCUAUUCUGGGUCUCUUAUUUUUCUAGAUGAAUUUCAUGUUUGCUUUUUCUAUUUUUAUGAGGAAUGCCAUUGGGAUUUUGAUUGGAAUUGCAUUAAACCUGUAUAGUGCUUUUGGUAGUAUGGUCAUUUUGAUAAUAUUAAUUCUGCCAAUCCAUGAGCAAGGUAGAUCUUUCUAUCUUCUAUGGUCUUUGAAUUCUCUCUUUAGGGUUCUGUAGUUUUCAUUGUAUAGAUCUUUCACCUCUUUUGUUAGUUGAUUCCCAAAUAUCUUAUUUUUUUGAGGAUAUUGUGAAUGGGGUAGUUUUCCUCAUUUCCUUCUCAGAGGAUUUGUCACUGAUAUACAGAAAUGCCUUUGAUUUAUGGGUGUUGAUUUUGUAUCCUGCUACUUUGCUGAAUUCAUUUACUAGUUCUAGACGUUUUUUGGUGGCGUUUUUUGGGUCUUCUAGGUAUAGAAUCAUAUCGUCAGCAAAUAAUUCUAGUUUAAGUUCUUCUUUUCCUAUACUUAUUCCUUUAAUUUCUUUUGUCUGUCUAAUUGCUCUGGCCAGUGUUUCAAGAACUAUGUUGAAUAGAAGUGGUGGAAGAGGGCAUCCCUGUCUUGUUGCAGAUUUUAGAGGGAAUGCCUUCAAUUUUUCUCCCUUUAGAAUGAUGUUGGCCCGAGGCUUAGCAUAGAUAGCCUUUACAGUAUGGAGAUAUGUUCCUGUUAUCCCUAGUUUUUCUAGUGUUUUGAACAUAAAGGGGUGCUGUAUUUUGUCAAAUGCUUUUUCUGCAUCUAUUGAGAUGAUAAUAUGAUUUUUAUCUUUAAGUCUAUUGAUGUGAUGAAUUACAUUUAUUGAUUAAAUCACCGAAUGUUGAACCAACCUUACAUCCCUGGGAUGAAUCCCACUUUAUUAUGGUGCACAAUCUUUUUGAUAUGCUUUUGUAUUCGAUUUGCCAGAAUUUUAUUGAGGAUUUUUGCAUCUAUGUUCAUUAGAGAUAUUGGUCUGAAGUUUUCUUUCUUUGAAGUGUCUUUGUCUGGUUUUGGAAUCAGUGUGAUAUUGGCCUUAUAGAAUGAGUUUGGAAGUACUCCCUCUUUUUCUAUUUCCUGAAAUAAAUUGAAGAGUAUUGGUAUUAGUUCUUGCAAACAAGCUUUUAUGGCAGCCCUCUUUAUGCUACUCCAGAAUUAUUAAAGGUCCAAAAGUACAAUGGCUUUAUGGUAGAUGUGGAGAGCCUAGGAGUCAUCACUGGAUACUGCCUUUUAAUGGGUAGAACAUUGCAUAAACAGGUGUAAGAGGAUUACUUUUUAUGUGUCUGUGGAAUUCCUAAUCUUUAACACCAGUGAGAGAGGCACUUUAUUUAUUUGGUUCUGGAGUUUGAAUCUAGGGUGCUUUAUCACUGAGAUACAUCAUUAAUGUUUUUAUUUUUUGUGCUAUGGUCUCCACUAAGUUGCCAGGGCUGUCCUUGAACUUGUACUUUUCUGCUUCAGCCUCCUGAGUUGCUAGGAUUCCAGGCAUGCUCUAUCAUGCCCAGCUCGAGAGAUGCACUUUAGGGGAAAUCCUGAGGGACCUAUGGGCAAAUAUGGGCCAUAAAGUAGAACUAAAGCUUUACAUCAAUUCACUUCCUGACUACCAUGACCUCCAGCCUGACUGAGUUGAUGCUGUGCAUGGGCUAUGAAUGGAAUGAGAUUCAGGACUCAUUUGUGGGCCAGGAAUAAGAUGAAGCCGGCUGUCAACUUUGGGACUGUGACACCUCAGCUGGAGUGGCCCACCACACCAUGAAGCAACUGCCUUCUGCUGAUCUUCAAAAUUACUGCUGUCCUUCUUUACAUUCAAGGUAGACCGUACAGUCUCUGUAGCCCUAAGCAACAAGCCUGCCAUCCCUACCUUUAUUUGGUUCUAUAAUAGGAAAUUAGCAUCUUUGGGAGGACUGGGAGUUAGGGUGGGAGGUCAACACCACAGACUUCCUGAUAGUCCCUUCUUUGAUCUAGAGAUGAAGACUACCCAACCCCAGCAGUCUCCCAGCCCUGUGAUUGUCCCUUCCACUCAUAGCACCCUCAGCAGUGUUGGAGCCUCUGGUAAUACCAGUUGUGCUCAAGGUUUAUCUUUCAAAAGAAACCUCUUCCCUGCUGGACAACUCUGAUCAGGACCAGUAGAACUUUCUGGAAGGUAUGCCUCUAACUUUUUCCUCUCACAGCAAUGACUAGCAGGGGGCCACCUUCAUCCACAGACACUUUAGUAGUGAAGAAAAGCUCAAUAGGUUUGGUAUAUAAAGAUUCAUUAUUUCAUUAUUUCCUAAGGGUAAAGAGCACUAUAAACUUCAGGAGAUGUUUAUAAGGACAAAGGGCUAAUAUUCUUAUGAGAGACCUUAAACAUCAACAAACAUAAGCUUCAUAAAAAGAGGCGAAGACCAUGAAGGUAGAAUUCGCGCACUUAAAAUGCAGAAUGAACCCAUUUAUUUUACCCAUGACAUUACUGUAUAUAAAAUGAAUUGUGCUGAUGGGAGGUUGUGUUGUUAGAGCUUUCUACAUGCCAGUUUGGUGGUAGUCAAAUUUUAAAUGUGUAUCUUUAGUUCUCUUUGAAUUUAAUGCAAGGAAAUAGUUGGGAAAAUGGACAAAAAUAUUUUGUACAAAAAUGUUCAUUGUUUUGUGUUAUUGUAGGAAAAAAAUUGAAAAUCAUCUAAAUGUCAGUUGUAGAAUAAGUGAUCAUAUAAUAAAAAACCAAGUAGCCAUGAAAAUGACGUAAAUUUGUGUUUUAACAACAUGGAAGUAUGCCCAUUAUCUAUUUACGUGUAAAAAUCAGGUUGUAAUGUGUAUGUCUAGUAUGGUAUAAUUUUUUUUUUUUUUUUUUUUUUUUAAUAAGAGAACACAAUGUGUGUCCUGAUUUGAAGAAGACAGUACUGGGUAUAAGCCAAAAAAGAUCAAAAAGGGCCUAGUUAUGAGUGAUGCUUUUAAUUCUCCUCAUACUAUAUAGAAUUUUCAUUAAGUUUAUGCAAUGGAAAACUAUCCUUUUUAUACCCAGAGUGGGAACAGUGAAGUUUUUUUGUAAGAGAGGCAGUAGAAGACAGGUGAGAACUGCCAGGGAGGCCCCCUUUGGUAGCUCUACACCAAAGGGGCCUGUAGGUAGGCGGAACCCAGUGCAUGCUCUGCUAGAGGCAGGAGGGAGGGCGGGCAAGUGGGUGCACCUGGGGAACCGGAAAAGGGUGCAGCCGUAGGCGUCUCUCUUUGGAAAGCGCAGUGGCUACUCUCUUCACCCGGCAGCAUGAAGUUUCGUGCCAAGAUCACCAACAAGGGCUUUAUAGAGCUCUUCAUUCAGGUCAGUGGCACCAUAGCAAAGCUGGCAAAGGUCUGCGUGCUCCGUGUGUGCCAAGACAAACUGUGCUUUGGUCCUACAGGCCCCAGGGCCACCCGAGAGGCCAGGCUGUGGUGCAAAGUGAUGCGGGGAGCCUCCUUCUACCAGUUUAACAUGGAAGGUGUUUCUGAAGAGCUCAAUGAGAUUUAUCUAGAGCUGAUAUCAGAGCAUUUGUACAGAGCUGUGAGAAGUGCAGGAAAUGCUGCCUCCCUGAAAAUCCAGCUGACCAACAAGCGUCGCCCCUGCCUCACAGUGGCGGUAGAGCUGGCAUCACGCACUGGGCACACCCAUGUGAUGGUCCAUGAUCUACCUGUGAGGGUGCUUCCCAGAAGAUGGUGGAAAGAGUACCCAGAGCCCAGUAUUCAAGUCUCUGAUGUGAGUGUUUAUCUGCCAGCUUUGAAGACCCUGAAGAGCAUUGUGGAAAGGAUGGCCAACAUGGGCGAUAACGUGCUGGUGGAAGCAAAUCUAAAUGGUAAAAUGAACUUGAGUAUAGAAACUGAUGUAGUAUCUAUUAAAAGUUAUUUUAAAAAUCUUGGAAAUCCUUUAAAGUCUGCUCAUAGCGUGCCCCAAGACAGAGACCCGGAGAGCAUGGUGCAAGUGCGGGUAGAGAAUAGGAAACUUCUGCAGUUUUUUGAGGGACAGCAGAUAAAUCCCACAACGGCCUUAUGCAAUAUUUUGAGCAAUACUCUUCUUCAUCUUGUUUUGGUUCAUGAAGAUGUCUCUCUUCAGUAUUUCAUUCCUGCCUUAUAAAAAAUUCAACCAGCCUGGAUUAAAAACAACAACAAAAUCACAAAAUUUAGGAUCUCUUCAUAAUUGAAAUAGACCUUGAGUUAAUUCAAUUGAGUCUGUACCCUCAGUGGAUUAUGAGGGUAUAUGUUUCAUUGAGAGCUUCCUUUGCAAAAUUGAUAUUAAAGACAAUCAUUGGUGAAAUAGAUGGAAAAGGGAUUGUAACAAAAUAAAUGGAAAUACCUCUAAAUCCUAAAACAAUUUUGUCAUUAUUAUAAAAUACUAAUAUGAAGAAUGGUAUUUUUCUCUUUUUAAAAUAAAAUAAACAUUUUCUGAAAGACUUUGCUUAAUCCAGAGAAGUCAGUAUAUUUAAAAAUAAGGGUAUUCAUCCAGCAUUUGUGUACAUCACGUUCUUUGUAAGAAACUGUAUUUUGUUAAAGGAGAUAUUAGUGUACAGUUGGCCCUUGAAUGGUAACUGUGUGGGUCCACUUAUAUGCAGAUUUUUUUUGUGUGUAGAUUUGCAGCAAUUUGAAAAAUUCAUAGAGGAGGUGCUUAGCCUAGAAAUAUAUUAAAAAAUGAGGAAGAAAAUGUCACAAAUACAUAAAAUAUAUGUAGAUAAGUCUUUUAUCUUUUAGCACCAUAAAAUAUCCAUGAAUCUAUUAGUUACAAUGAAUGAAAACUUACACGCAUAAAUACCAUACAUGGUCCCAUUUGUAGUUGAUAGAAAUAUAAAGCUGAAGUAUUACAACUGUAUAAAAUCAACUCUAGUAUAUUUUGUAUUACUGUAAAUUUCAUUUUAAUCUCCUUUUUCUAUUGGGAAGCUCAGAGUUAUACACAGAUUUUGUAGGGGUUGGCGCUCAUCAGGGGUUGGCACUAAUAACCCCCAUAUUGGUUAAAUAGUCAACUGUAUGUUAUUUUUGGAUGUAUGAUCUAUAUAGUUUGAAUUGCUUUUUAUUAGGUUUAUUUUUCAUAUGUAUUGUAUUCAUAUAAUGAAUCAAGGAAAUAGUUAAGUUUAUGUGAACCAAGAUGUUGCUUAUAUAACUUUUGGAUAAACCAAGUUUCCAUUUGCUCCCCCAUAGUAAUGAGCUCCACUUAGGAAAUAAUUCUUCAUCCUUCAUUAUUUUGAGAAAAAGGAGAGGAGAUUUAAAAGGUUGGUAUAUUGAUGGAAUAAUAUCACAUAAUUGGUCAUAUUCUUUUAUAUUAAAUUUUAGUUUAAUUUUUUUAGUAGCUUGCUCAGUAAGAUCCUGUGUACCUUGGAAGUCUUUAUUUUUGCAUACUCAGUAAAUUCCUGACUAUAUUUUAAUCAGAAAUGAAUAUUUACACAUUAGUUUUGGUGGUAAGACAGUUAAAUUUGUUUUGCUGGUUCCAUCUGUGUUGUUAUGGAAGGAACACAAACAUUGGACCUAGUCAAGUCAAUUGAGCCCAUUAAUGUCUAAGCUGUGAAAAAAUUGUUAAAAAGCCACUAAAAAAAUCCUCUUCUCUUAUCAGAAUUUUCAUAUACUUUAAACAUGAAAGUGAAAAACAAAUGUUUUAACAUAGAAAAUUCUAAGCUCUGAAGUUUUUUUUUCUGUUCUGUACCAUAAACAGGACUUGCAUUUAUUUGUGGCAUCUCUUCUUUCUUUUCUUGUUUUGGAGUGUUCAAGCUUUAGUUGUCAUCUUUUAUUUGACUGUUUCAUCCUCUCUCCCCUCUGUUUUUCCAUUAGACUGUCAGUCUCUCUUUCUGUUUCUUCCUUUUUAUGUAUUUAAAGAAACUGAGGGAAAUGAGAAAUCUCAUGGUUUGUGAAGUUUAAUUUGGUGAAUUUUUAUAAUUUAGUAAUUCAUGAACAGAAAGUGUCUGUCAAAAGUUUUAUAGCCUAGUCUAUGCAGUGGAACUUUUGAAAAAGGGAAGGAUAAGUUUUUUUUCAACUUGGGUUAUUUACUAAGCUAGAGAUAAUUUGGUUAUUUACUAAGCUAGAUUAUGGAAAUAGCAAAAGGCCAUCUAAAUAGCUCUUGAAAGUUCACAUCAUUCUAAUGGUAGUCAAAAAAUUUUAUAAAUUAUAAAUUUAAAAUAACAAUGUUCUUAUAGGUUUUUAAUUUGUGAAAAGCUAAGAAGGGUUCAUUUCCAUAUAUAUACAUUAGUUAUUGAGUUUAAAUGCUUAAUUCUAUAAGACUCUAUUAGAAACAGAAACCGAAAGAUGCCUUAGAGAUGAUAUCAUCCAAUCACCUUAUUUGUAGUUGAGGAAACAGUUUCACAGAACAUCUAAGUGACCAGGGGCGUUUGGCUAAGCCAAGAUCUAUUUUAGAAACCAGUCUCCAAACUCUUCAUAGAUCUUUAUGUUUUGAGCUUAUUCUAUCAAGCCUUAAACAGUUUGGAAGUACUUAUAUUAAGAUGAAUCUAUAGUACUUUGUGAAUGUACCACUUACCUAAAAAGGCAAAAUUACAUUAAAACAAUCUCAAAUGUUUUUUGAAGAGUGUUGCCAUAUUGCUUUUGUUUGAUGGUGUCUUUGUUUUUUCAGGGAGGAAUGAAAUUAUUUGCCACAAAAUGAUACUUCUAGGUGGGUGCAGUGGUGCACGCAUGUAAUCUCAGUGGCUUGGGAAGCUGAGGCAGGAGGAUUGCAAGUUCAAAGCCAGCCUCAGCAACUUCGUGAGGCCUUAAGCAAUUUAGGGAGACCCUAUCUCAAAAAAUAAAAUGGGUGGGGGAUGUGGCUCAGUGGUUAAGCACCUCUGGGUCCAAUCCCUGGUACCAAAAGAGAGAGUAAAAGAUACUUAUACAGAAAACAAGUCUCAUAUUAAAAAAAAAAAAAAAAAACCCAAGGCAUCAGGUUUAUAAAUUAUUUCAGCUUCUCUCAUUUGUAUCUUUCAGGGAGACACUACUACUGAGAAGCAAGGAAACACUGUGUCUUUUAUGUUUCACUCUUAUCUACAGAAAAUAAAUCAUUGACAAAAUGUAUUAAAGUUCUUCUUUAUAUCCCAAAGUGGACAUCUCAAUAUAAAUAUUAUUGUCCUAGUAGAUAUCAUUUGCUAAAAGCUGUAGUAAGCUUAUCUACAUAACAGACUUGUAUUUCUUUUAAUCGUUCUUGAGUGUAUGUUUAGUAUAUGAAUAGGUUACCAAUAUCAAAAGAAAUCAGACAAGUGUCUGUUAGCUGAUUCAUUCCUAUAAGGAUGCUCCUAGUUCUGUUUAUUCCAAUUCAGGUCAGACAGUUGAAAAAUACUUGGUAAAUUAACAUGAUUCUCUUAUGAGAGCAAUAACAAAUUAUUUAUUUGUGAUUUUAAUAAAAACAUUACAUUUAAUAAAAACAUUACCUCGAGUGUAGUAUAUUUUUAACUGGAAGAGUGUUGAGAAAUCUCUAUUAUUAAUUCCACAAAUAAAAGUGCAUACUUCGGCAGGCAGUGGCUACAACAGUAUAAAAAAGCAUAUUCUUGUAUUUCUAAAUUAAAUAGCUUACUGGUCUUCCUUAAAGUGUGAUUUGUCCUUGGUUAAGGAAAUAGGUGGUAAGGAAAUAGAUAUUAUUUUUGCAUAUGAACAGCUAGAUUUUUACCUGCCUCCUGGUUUGUGUGUCUGGUAUAGACCUAUACUCUUCAAAGUAGAUCACACUUUUUGAAUCGUCACUCUCAGACAUUAUUAUCAUCAUCAUUAUUAUUUUCCCAGGUAUUACUUUAUUUUAUUUGGAUAAACUUUGAGGGUAAAGUAGUUAGGAAUAUGACCCUUGAUAAAUGACUGCAAAUGGAUUUUGAAAAUUGAGAGUGAAUUAGAAAUGCUCUGUUAGUUUUUAGUUUUGCCUUGAGACCAGAGGUAUUCUAAUUUCACAUCAGAAUGAGCCAGAGCCACAGAUUACUGAGAAACAGCCAAAGUUCUUAUCUCAUUUGUCAUAUAUACAAAGGACCUCAUGGUACACAAGGUAGUAUAGAAGAGUGAUAUUAGACUCUUUGAAUCAGGAAACCAAGGUCUGUUUUAAAGCUAAUAAAGUGUGUGACUUUGUAAAGGUCAUUUGACAUCUCUGAGUUACAUUUUCUUCAGAUGACAAGACUAAAUAUUAAUUGGAUCAAGUCUCUUUCGACUCUGAUUGUGUGCAUACUAGCCUAUACUCUUCUGUUAAUCAAAACUGUCAUUUUCAAAGAUUGUUGUUAGUCUGAUAUUUCUAGUAAUCACUAGUAAUCAUCUUUUCUAUAAUAUUAAUGUCACUGGAAAUUAUUGAUAGUUGUCAUACUACUGUUUCUCUGGAAACAAGGGGAACAGAGAAUUUCUAUUUGAAAAUUUGGUUCUUUAUAUGGAUUUCCAGUUUUCCCAGCACCAUUUGUUGAAGAUGCUAUCCUCCCUCCAUUGCAUGCUUUUAGCUUCUUUAUCAAAUAUAAGAUAGUUGUAGCUUUGUGGAUUAGUCUCUGUGUCCUCUAUUCUGUACCAUUGGUCCACCCUCCUGUUUUGGUACCAGUACCAUGCUGUUUUUGUUACUGUUGCUCUGUAAUAUAGUUUUAAGUCUGGUAUUGCUAUACCGCCUGAUUCGCACUUCCUGCUUAGAAUUGCUCUUGCUAUUCUGGGUCUUUUAUUUUUCCAUAUGAAUUUCAUGAUUGCUUUAUCCAUUUCUACAAGAAAUGCCGUUGGGAUUUUGAUUGGCAUUGCAUUAAACCUAUAGAGAACUUUUGGUAAUAUCGCCAUUUUGAUGAUGUUAGUUCUGCCUAUCCAUGAACAGGGUAUAUUUUUCCAUCUUCUAAGAUCUUCUUCUACUUCUGUUUUUAGGGUUUUGUAGUUUUCAUUGUAUAAAUCUUUCACCUCUUUUGUUAGGUUGAUUCCCAAGUAUUUUAUUUUUUUUGAGGAUAUUGCGAAUGGAGUGUUUUUCCUCAUUUCCGUUUCAGAAGUUUUGUCGCUGAUAUACAGAAAUGCCUUUGAUUUAUGCGUGUUGAUUUUAUAUCCUGCCACUUUGCUGAAUCCCCUCCUCUCGCCAUGCACAAAAGUUAACUCAAAGUGGAUCAAGGAGCUAGAUAUCAAAUCAGAGACUCUGCGUCUGAUAGAAGAAAAAGUUGGCGCCGAUCUACAUAUUGUAGGGUCGGGCUCCAAAUUCCUUAAUAGGACACCCAUAGCACAAAAGUUGAUAACAAGAAUCAACAAAUGGGACUUACUUAAACUGAAAAGUUUUCUCUCAGCAAGAGAAACAAUAAGAGAGGUAAAUAGGGAGCCUACAUCAUGGGAACAAAUUUUUACUCCUCACACUUCAGAUAGAACCCUAAUAUCCAGAGUAUACAAAGAACUCAAAAAAUUAAACAAUAAGAAAACAAAUAACCCAAUCAACAAAUGGGCCAAAGACCUGAACAGACACUUCUCAGAGGAGGACAUACAAUCAAUCAACAAGUACAUGAAAAAAUGCUCACCAUCUCUAGCAGUCAGAGAAAUGCAAAUCAAAACCACCCUAAGAUACCAUCUCACUCCAGUAAGAUUGGCAGUCAUUAUGAAGUCAAACAACAACAAGUGCUGGCGAGGAUGUGGGGAAAAGGGUACUCUUGUACAUUGCUGGUGGGACUGCAAACUGGUGCGGCCAAUCUGGAAAGCAGUAUGGAGAUUCCUGGGAAAGCUGGAAAUGGAACCACCAUUUGACCCAGCUAUUGCCCUUCUUGGACUAUUCCCUGAAGACCUUAAAAGAGCAUACUACAGGGAUACUGCUACAUCGAUGUUCAUAGCAGCACAAUUCACAAUUGCUAGACUGUGGAACCAACCCAGAUGCCCUUCAAUAGAUGAAUGGAUAAAAAAAAUGUGGCAUUUAUACACCAUGGAGUAUUACGCAGCAUUAAAAAAUGACAAAAUCAUAGAAUUUGCAGGGAAAUGGAUGGCACUAGAGCAGAUUAUGCUUAGUGAAGCUAGCCAAUCCCUAAAAAACAAAUACCAAAUGUCUUCUUUGAUAUAAUGAGAGCAACUAAGAACAGAGCAGGGAGGAAGAGCAGGAAGAAAAGAUUAACAUUAAACAGAUACAUGAGGUGGGAUGGAAAGGGAGAGAAAAGGGAAAUUGCAUGGUAAUGGAGGAAGUCCCUCAUUGUUAUACAAAAUUACAUAUAAGAGGUUGUGAGGGGAAUGGGAAAAUAAACAAGGAGAGAAAUGAAUUACAGUGGAUGGGGUAGAGAGAGAAGAUGGGAGGGGAGGGAGGGGGGAUAGUAGAGGAU